AGCUUCCUGAGGUCUGCAGAGAAAUAACUAUGGAGUACUCAAAGCAAAUAAAGAGAUUGGGAACUGCCUUGUUUGAAUUCUUGUCGGAGGCACUUGGGCUCAAUCCUGACCACCUCAUUGGUAUGGAUUGUGCAAAAGGGCAUGCGAUUCUGAGUAACUAUUACCCUUCAUGUCCGGAGCCUGAUCUAACUAUGGGCACUAGCAAACACUCUGAUCCUGAUUUUCUGACAAUCCUACUUCAAGAUGAAAUAGGUGGACUUCAAGUAGUUCAUCAAAAGCAAUGGGUCAAUGUUCCUCCUGUGUCUGGAGCUUUGGUUGUUGACGUUGGUGAUCUCCUACAGGUUUGUUCUUGUUAAAUUCAUUCUGGUAUGUUAUAGUUUCUAUUUAAUCUAUCUUUCCUAUUCAUGUCUACAUUAGAUUAUCUGUGCCCCUAUCUAUCUUACUCACUAAAUGAGUUUCAAAACAUAUUCAUUUUUACUGCAUUUAUUUACGAAGUUGGUGUUUUUUUAUGAUGCUUCCUCAUUUUCCAUAUACAUGCCUUGUAGGCAUUUACUCUAUAAGCUACCAUUCUGCUGCACUAUAUUUUAUAUUGGAUUGUGUUUCACAAAAAAAUUCCACAUUGAUAACAUCUUUUUAGAUUUAUGUCCAGCCAACCUCAAGGUUGUCUAUGACAUAGGAAAAUUGAAAAUAAGUACUCAAAAGGAAGGAUUCACUGACCGUGAAAUUUUUAGCUACUAAUGGAUGCCUAACUCUCCACAGGAUCAGUUUUUCAGCAUCCAUUACAUUCACCAUGAUUCAUCAAUGGAGCAUCGUUGUUUUUUCUAUUUCACGUCCAUUUAAAUCAGAAGAAAUCCCAGCAUUGAGAAUAUCAUCAAAUGAUGUUGUAAGCCUAAAAACAGGUCAGUGUCGGGUAUAAGGAUCCGUUUGUAACAUAUUUGGUAUCUUUUCUUCUAAGCUAAAAAUUUUGUAUAUCCUGCUUUUUAUACCAUCUCAAGAUACUUGAUAAUGUCCAGUGAUGUCGAAGGCACAUCUUCUGGAGAACUUUCCAUUGGAUCAUAAUUUUCGUAAACAAACCCAUGAGGUAGUCUAUGUUUUUCUGUUUGCCUUCAGCUUAUAUCUAAUGACACAUUCAUAAGCGUGGAGCACCGUGCAUUGGCUAAACAUGUUGGACCAAGAGUAUCUGUGGCAUGCUUUUUCACACCGCAUCUU
Ilex paraguariensis (yerba mate) is the source of this 1209-nucleotide messenger RNA. Lineage: Eukaryota; Viridiplantae; Streptophyta; Magnoliopsida; Aquifoliales; Aquifoliaceae. The record is from the annotation of a GenBank genome assembly.